Messenger RNA from Ceraceosorus bombacis, 904 nucleotides. The record is from the annotation of a GenBank genome assembly. NCBI's taxonomy places the organism in Eukaryota, Fungi, Basidiomycota, Exobasidiomycetes, Ceraceosorales, Ceraceosoraceae.
AUGUCGUACCCGCGCGCCUCUUUCUACCCUCAAGCUGGGCACUUGGCCCCUGCAGCAUCCGUCAACACGGUUCCCUCCGCCUCUUUAUCCAGCUUGGCCAGCUGCGUAUCGAGCGUAGAGUUGAGUUGCGCGACAGUAAGUCUGAUCUGAUGUCUCGCCACUUCCCUACUCUACCGUCGACGUCUACAAGCAGCUCACUGACAGGACACGCCUCCAUUUUUGCGCGAUCCCUUCGCGCCUUGCGCUUUCAGCUCGAGUCCAGCGUAUCCAUGCUCGCUGCCUCCACGGCCGAUUUCGACAGGCUGUCCAAGGUGCUGGCAUCCAAGAGACAUUUCGAUCUCGUUUCAGAAGCGGACAUUAGGAGCGCUAGGAAUCAUCUGAGCGCCGAGAUCGCUCCUCAGCUACGAGAGCUCAUACCGAUGGCCGAGCAGGCUGUGCAGAGGGAAGAGAGGAUCGUGAAAGCUUUGCGAACCAAGGUGAGCCUAUCUUCCUCGCAUGGCUGUUCGUCUUCACGCGAAUUGACCCCGCUGGUACGCUCCAUGGAAUGGCCUUAUGCAUCACAUAGCACGCGCAAGUCACAGCCAGACACGCCCAACUAGCAGCUCUUCACGCGCCCGCUCAGCUUCGCAAAGGAACGAGCGGAGUGGCAAGUCACUUGAUAGCAGAGGUGGAAGCCAAGGAGAAGCGCGUACUGGCUUUGCAGAACAAGAAGCUGGAACUGAGCAGAAAGGUGGAGCAGCUCGAGAGAGAGGUGGAGAAAGAGGUGAGCUGCUCAGAGGUUGUUGCGCAUGCUUUGGUAUGCAGGAUCGCGCCUCGUUCUUGCACUGAUGCUCAUGCUUGUACGCCGCCUACACUUACCCAGGAGCUUGAGGCCGCCCUUCACGCACCCAUGUCUGACCUUUGA